UUUAUUUUGAAAUGUCUUAAUGCGUGUUUGCGUCGCAUUACUGUAGUGAAGACUUUCGUUUUCAUGUCACAUGAAUUGUACGCAGAAUGGCUUUUCAGUGUCAAAGAGACAGUUAUAUGCAGGAGUUUGACACGUCUGUUGUGUCAUGUGAGCCUGUGGACUUAAAACUUGAAAACAACGGUAAGAAAGAGAAAGUGAAGGGGUUUAAUGUGAAGCUGAAGGACACUAUUCUGUUUCCAGAGGGCGGAGGGCAGCCUGAUGAUCUCGGGACGAUCGCGGGCGUCCCUGUCCUGCGUGUGAUGAGGCAGGGUACUGAAGCUGUGCAUUUCAUCACGUCUGCUCUGGAGGAGGGUCAGGAGGUCCACAUCAAGCUCGACUGGGAGAGACGCUUUGACCACAUGCAGCAGCAUACAGGACAACACUUAAUCACGGCUUUAGCAGACAAGAUGUUCGGAUACAAAACCACCUCUUGGGAGCUGGGUCGUCAGCGGAGCUCUAUCGAGCUGGACACGGCGGCAGCGAAGCCCGGAGAGAUGGAGGCUCUGGAGGCAGCUGUAAAUGAGAAGAUCCGAGCUCACGUUCCAGUCAUUGUCCAUCUCCUGUCCACCGAUGAUCCUGCUGUAGAGAAGGUGAGAAGUCGUGGACUUCCUGAAGAUCAUGCCGGACCCAUCCGAGUCAUUGACAUUGAGGGUGUAGAUGCCAACAUGUGCUGUGGGACUCACGUUUCUAAUCUCAGUCACCUACAGGUUAUAAAGAUUCUGGGGACCGAGAAAGGCAAGAAAAAUAAAACCAACCUGAUGUUUAUGGCGGGGAACCGAGUGUUGAAAUACGCAGAGAGGAGUUACAGCAUUGAGAAGUCUCUGACAGGCCUCCUCAAAACAGGGGCAGAGGAUCACGUCGACGCCGUGGACAAACUACAGAAGACAGUCAAGCGUCUCCAGAAGAGUCAUCUCACGGUCCUGAGGGACAUGGCUGUUCUGAUAGCGCAGAACUUCAAAAACAAACCAGACAGAGGACACUUCUUCAGCUUACACAACAAAGAUGGUGACAAUGAGUUCAUGAACAUCAUCGCAAAUGAAAUUGGAUUUCAGGACACUAUGAUCUUUCUGACCGUAGGAGAGGAAAAGGGCGCAGGACUGUUCCUCCUCGCAGGGCCCGAGAACAUCGUGACUGAACAAGGACCUCGGGUGUCCGAGCUGCUGCAGGGUAAAGGUGCUGGAAAAGCAGGACGUUACCAGGGUAAAUCCAACAGUCUGGUGAGGAGAGCGGAAGCCGAAGCUUUACUUCAGGAGCACAGCUGCAAACUCGCAUUGGUAGAGGAGUAAACCGGCCGUGAACUCACCGCGGUACAGGUGUAAACCAGCUGUGGUAGAGGAGUGAAGGAGUUGAGUCGGCACACACUGACACCUUCAGAUGAACAGAUGAUUCAGAUUCACUUAAGAAUCAAGUGAUUUGACUCCUGACAGCUACAGUCAUUACUGUAAUCACAGAAUGUGAUUCUUUUUAAAAAUGCUUGUACUAUUGUAUAUAAAACAUCAUCUUAGUUUGGUGUGAAAUAAAUGGCAGGUCCCUUAACAAUUAA
This is a messenger RNA of Triplophysa dalaica, 1582 nucleotides long. It is a transcript of the gene aarsd1, whose product is annotated as alanyl-tRNA synthetase domain containing 1. The coding region runs from base 87 to 1325 and encodes 412 amino acids. The record is from RefSeq and is a predicted model, not a curated record. NCBI's taxonomy places the organism in Eukaryota, Metazoa, Chordata, Actinopteri, Cypriniformes, Nemacheilidae. The transcript is spliced from 12 exons. Gene Ontology annotation, molecular function: ATP binding; aminoacyl-tRNA ligase activity; Ser-tRNA(Ala) deacylase activity. Gene Ontology annotation, biological process: tRNA aminoacylation; regulation of translational fidelity.